UUCUGAGCUGAGAUAUGAAAUAAUUCAUUCAAUAAGCCAUAAAAUAUAAAAUGGCUGCUGGUGGAUUAUGCUCCAUUCAUUUAAAAAAAAGCUUCAUCUUGCAAAACUAUAAUACUGGCGUACAGCUUCCCAGAGCAAUAUUUUAUACAUAUGCAGUACCUUUAAAAAUUUUGAGCCAGGAAAUAAAGAAUUUAACAUUAAAACAGAAUUCGUGCAUUUUAAAAAUGCAACACGAAAAUGGCAAAAUUAAUUCAACUCAAGAAAAUGCAGAACUUCAAUGCUUGUUUUCUACGAUAAAGAUAUACUCAUACAAAUUGAGCAUGAUAAAAAAAGAAUUACUACUCAUCCAUGGAAAAGUGUUGAAAUUAAGAAAAACAAUGCUGCUGAAUUUCAAUCGUUGUUAGAAAGGAUCGAGGUACUAAUUAAGAUGAUUACUAAGCAUGUCAAUUUGACUAAGUGCCAAAAAAACUCAAAAGUUAGCGGAUCACUAGGAAAUGUACUCAUUGAGCUAAGCGUGAUGAAAGACUUGGACAGAAAAGACAAACUAUUAAUA
Copidosoma floridanum is the source of this 553-nucleotide messenger RNA. RefSeq names its product biogenesis of lysosomal organelles complex 1 subunit pallidin (gene Pldn). The record is from RefSeq and is a predicted model, not a curated record. Lineage: Eukaryota; Metazoa; Arthropoda; Insecta; Hymenoptera; Encyrtidae.